Messenger RNA from Striga asiatica, 3724 nucleotides. NCBI's taxonomy places the organism in Eukaryota, Viridiplantae, Streptophyta, Magnoliopsida, Lamiales, Orobanchaceae. The record is from the annotation of a GenBank genome assembly.
CGAAUUUUGUAUUUAUUGACAAAUUGCAAAACGAUUAAACCAUGCACCUAGAUAGCCGGAAACGACGUCGUCGACGUCAACUUUCCCCAAUCGGAAACCCUUUCUCUCGCUCGUUCGCCGGCGCACACUGAUUCAGAAACUUCUCACCCAACCCAUAAGCGCGUGCUUGUUGCUCAAUCAUUCGUGUUCCUUCUCAAUCUCUGACAUACAGUUUAAAAGAAGCCAGCUGAAGUGAAAUCAAUACCAGAUGGCCGAACCAUCCUCGCCGGGUCGGAGCUCCACGGCGAUUACGGAUCUCGACAUGGACGCCCUCACGCGAUGCGCCGGUUACCUCAGCCUCCAAGACGUCUCCAGCUUGGCCAUGUCGUGCAAAUACCUCAAUCGAGCUGCGUACUCCGAUUCUAUAUGGAGAUCGUUAUACAGUCAGGAAUGGCCCCGAGUACCUCUAGACCUUAAAGCAUCCAGUGUCAGGGAAGCUUAUCUGUCAAGGCACAUUUCUUUACGGCAGUUUAAAUAUGUCGAUCCUUUGGUUCGCGAUAUUUACACAGCUGGAGAAUCUCUGGAUCACAUGCUGUUAGACAGGAACACCAUUAUAUUCUCGCAGGGUCAGUAUAUAAAAUCUUUGAACACUGAAAAUCUCGUCAAUGGAAGAAUCUCAGUUGCCACUCGAGGAAAUCACAACUCUAGGAUUACAUGCAUGAGACUUUUUUCACCGAGUGAAGCGUGCUUAUAUCAGAGUGGGUCUGAGGGAGAUGAUAAUGUUCUUAUAACUUCAAGCACUGACCGUUUUAUUCGGCUAUGGUUCAAGGGAGUAAACCGAUGCUUCAAAGGUCAUACUGGACCAGUGCUUACACUCUCUGAUAAACUACUCGGUGAUAAUUCUGGAAAAAUAUUUGCUAGUGGAGGUGAAGAUUGUACAGUUCGCCUUUGGUCGAUCAACUCCUCUGGAAAGCGGGGCCAGCAAGCAUUGAAGGUCACACUUUUUGGACAUGAAAAAGCUGUAUCAUUUAUGUCAGUUGCUGGGCACAAAACAUCUCUGCUGGUUAGCAUUUCAAAGAAUGGCAAGGUCUGGGACACAACAACAGCAUCAUCUUCUACUCGUUCUUCAUGUUGUGUGGGGUCCACCUCUUUACCCGGCAUGCCAGUGGGUAUGACAUGCCAUGAAUCUCUGGUCUAUGUUGCCACUGUGUCAUCCAUGCUAGCAGUCGAUUUAAGAACAAUGUCCAGAGCAUUUAUGGCAGUCCAUGAAGGAAACAUACAUUCAUUCGAGUUUUUGCCUUCGAAAUCUUUGAUUUGCACCGGUGGAGCUGGCAGAGCCUUGCUGUGGGAUAUCAGGAGAUUUUCCGAACCAACCGUUGAGCUGAGUAAACACGAAGGGCCCGUUAAACUUUUACACUUGGAUCAUCACAAAAUCGUAACUGGUGGGCCGUAUGAUUCCUAUAUAAAAGUUUGGGAGACCGAUACAGGCCAACAUUUGAAUUCAUUGAUCUCUUCUGGUGAAGAUGGAAAACAAAAUUACACGGGAUGCUCCACAAUGGCAGUUGACAGGUGUCGGAUUGUGACUGGUGGUGGUGUAGCAUACGAGGGAAACUCUCUGUUGCGCUUCAGGGACUUCAGGACUGCCACCUGGCGCGUGCCGUCUGGCCCGUACGAACCGGACCCAAGUGUUUCCAAGUUCUGGGGUUCUCUUUCGGAUAUCGAUAGUGAUUCAGAAGAAUCUGUUGGUUUUCUUUCAUCUCCGAUCAGCUCCAACUCCCCACCUCAGAUCCCCAAAACCCCACCGCAAUCCGCCGCCGUAAAAUGUCCCCUCCCGCCGCCUUCCUCCUCCUCUUCCAUCUCUUCCUCCUCGUCCCCGACGCCUCCUCCGCCGCGCCGAUCAUCGGCCUCGACUCCUUCCUCACCCAGCAGUUCCGCCGGGACCCCCACGCGGCCAACGACUCCUUCCCCUCCCUCNCUCUCCGCCGUCCCCUACUCCAUCACCGACCAGAUUAUCCGGAAUGAAUUCGAGAAGGAGAAGCCCGUCGGCUCUUUCCACAUCUUCAUCAUCCAUCUCGGGUCUCAGUCAAAACCCUAUGCUUACAGCUACACCCCUGGGGAUAGCUCCCCUGGCCACACCAAGUGCUUGGGCAGUAUCUGGGCCGGGAAAGACCGAUACCUGUGGAUUGAUCUGGGAGCUGGGCCUGUUGAUUAUGGCCCCGCCUUGUCCGGCGAUGGGGUCCUGCCAAAGGGCGAGUUCCAUCCAUUAGCAGCACUCCACGGCCGGCCCAAAUCCCAAAAGGCGCUGCUUUCAGAUUUAGCUUCUCUAGUAUGGAGUGCUUAUCAGGUACUUCUUGUCCCAUCUUUGAGGAUCCCCGUGCCGUUUGAGAACAAAUUGAUUGUUGAGUUCGUUCAUAUUCACGGUGAUGACGUUAGUAGUAUGGGUUUGGACUGGAAGUCCAUAGAGAGGACUUUCAUGGAUGAGGUUAAUAACCAUGACUUGUUAUUAGGGGAUCAAAGUUUGAGUUUCAAACAAUAUGAUGUGAAAUUAUCCGAGUGUUCGAUUUGCUCUUUCUCAAUUGCUAGGGCAACCACCUCGUACACUUCUAGGUACUUGUUCGACAAUUACACGUUGAUUGUGAGCGAGUAUUUGGAUUCAAAACGUUUGCACCAGUCAAUCGUGGAGUCUGUUGAUGAGUUCAGAAGGGUGGGAAAGCUGCCCGAGGAGGAGUUUGGUAGAAUACUUCCGGUUUACGUUUUCGAUCUUGACGUCAACUCGAUUUUGUUGCUCGACCGUUAUCACCAGUCAGUGGCAUUUAAGGAUAUGGUGAUUGCAGUUAGGACAAAGAGCACUCAGACAGUGAGUGACUACAGUUGCAAUGGACAUCAUGUGUUCACUCAGACAAGGGAACUCGAGAGGCCACUCGUGGGCUCGAUUUUGCAGAGCAUGUGGGGUGUCUCGCCUACUCACCUUGUGUGGAGCCCACGUCAUAAUCAUUCUCUCGUGGACUACACGUGGAGUGUCGGGCAAACCCCCUUUGGCCCGUUUUCUGAGGUAUCUUCUUUGUCGUUCGUUCAGAAAGAUGCUGCAAAGAGAAAUGUGCUUUUGACGUCUUUGAAUUACAGCAUCUCGAGUGGGGUUGAUAUUCUUGAAUCGAUCGCUUCGCAUGGUGGGGAGAGAAAGCUUUUGAAACGCAACAGGCACAAUGAGUUUUUGCAGAGGUGGAAUUUGUUUAGGUACAAGCUGGAAAAAUCGAUCUCUGCCAUGUCGCAUUUUGAUUACGAGAUGGCUUUGUAUUACCUUCGCUCGUCUGAUCAUGAUUUAUAUGCUAUUCACACGCUCGUUUAUCAAGCGUCUCAAGAAUUGGAGGCCGCGCUCGUCUGUUUUAAGGACCCACCUUUUCCGUGGUUGUCCUUUGUGUCGUCCGGAGUUAUUUUCUUUGCUUUGCUUUAUGCGUAUGCGAAAAGAGACAAAUUGUUUCAGAACAAGAGAAAACAAUUCCUAUCCGGUCUCCCAAUUUUGCAGCCCAAUGAACCUGCAAACUUGGUCAUCUCCCCAACAUUCUGCGCGGAUGCAGCCACAAUCUUGUCGUACUUUUCCGGGUGCUUGCUCGUGAAUUUUGGGUCUCCCGACUGCACGAAAAAUGCCCCUCUCAAGAACAUGUCCCCUUCCGAUCUCCAUGUCCACAUCUUCCACACAGACUCCGGUGAGUACUCCCUUUUCGUCACCUGUACUCUCAUUCAUUAG